This is a messenger RNA of Nyctereutes procyonoides (raccoon dog), 679 nucleotides long. It is a transcript of the gene SPINK6, whose product is annotated as serine peptidase inhibitor Kazal type 6. The record is from RefSeq and is a predicted model, not a curated record. The transcript has 6 exons. Bases 185 to 502 code for a protein of 105 amino acids. NCBI's taxonomy places the organism in Eukaryota, Metazoa, Chordata, Mammalia, Carnivora, Canidae. Gene Ontology annotation, molecular function: protein binding.
GGAAAGGACAUCCUCAAUUAAUAAGAUCCAAGGUGCAACUUACAUAAUUAUUCUAAUUUUUAAGAAUGUUGGAGAGCAUGAAGCAUUUCUUUAAGUUGUGUGCGUUUUAGUGCCCUGGGAAGUGUCUUGACACAGAACCUGAGCUGGACAAAGCAGCCUUGAUCUGAGUGAGCUAACUGGCACCAUGAAAACAUUGAGUGUCUUUCUGCUCUUCUCUCUGGCUCUUUUCAGCAUUUUCUCAGGUGUCUUCAGUCAAGGAGGACAGGACAAAAGAGGCUGGAUGGCAAGAUCAAAGGGCCAACUGCCAGGGAAAGGAGUCUUAAGGAGGCGUCUCUCUCAUAUUGACUGUGGUGAGUUCCGGGAUCCCAAGGUCUACUGCACUCGGGAAUCUAACCCCCACUGUGGCUCUGAUGGCCAGACAUAUGGCAAUAAAUGUGCCUUCUGUAAGGCGAUGGUGAAAAGUGGCGGGAAGAUCAAUCUAAAACAUCAAGGAGAAUGCUGAAUUUUCUGCAGUGUUGGUGGUGACUUCUAGCCACUUCUUUUCUCACUUCUGUUUUUCUCGAAUGGGUCCCUUAAAUUUAUAAAGAUAUACUGUCUACACUGCACGGCUCUUGGGUAGUUCAAUAUACACCUACUUCCCUGGCUUUGCUUGUCAAUAAAGUAAAUUCUGUAGAAUCAU